Neopelma chrysocephalum (saffron-crested tyrant-manakin) is the source of this 3448-nucleotide messenger RNA. RefSeq names its product septin 10 (gene SEPTIN10). The record is from RefSeq and is a predicted model, not a curated record. NCBI's taxonomy places the organism in Eukaryota, Metazoa, Chordata, Aves, Passeriformes, Pipridae. Gene Ontology annotation, biological process: cytoskeleton-dependent cytokinesis. Gene Ontology annotation, cellular component: microtubule cytoskeleton; septin ring; septin complex. Gene Ontology annotation, molecular function: GTPase activity; GTP binding; molecular adaptor activity. The coding region runs from base 39 to 1742 and encodes 567 amino acids. The transcript has 11 exons.
GAGCCGUCGCUGCCCUCGCCCCUCCUCCCGGCGGCUGCAUGCCCGGCAAUCACUGCCGCGGCAGCGACACCACGCCGCCCUCCGGCCGGGAGGCGCCCGCCACUAAUGCCCGCCUCGGCGGCGGAGCCGGGACCGCAUCCCCGCCCCGCGCUCCUCCCCGCCGCGUGGCUUUGCCCCCUUGGCGGCCGCUCUGGCCGAGCUUUUCCCUUCAUCCCUGCUUUCCUCACUUCUUCCCUGCCUCGCCUGGUGAGGGUAUGGCUGCUUCCGAUGCUGGUCGGCAUCCGCAAAAUGGUGACUAUCGAACUUUAUCCUUGUCUGCGCAUGUUGGGUUUGAUAGUUUACCUGACCAGCUGAUUAAGAAAUCCAUCAAACAGGGCUUCUCUUUCAACGUUCUUUGCAUUGGAGAAACUGGAAUUGGGAAAUCAGCCUUGAUAAACAGUUUAUUUAACAGCAAUUUUGAGGACCCUCCAUCAACACAUUUUCUGCCAAGUGUACAACUUAGAACCCAGACUUAUGAACUUCAGGAGAGUAAUGUUCUUUUGAAGCUGACCAUUGUAAAUACAGUGGGAUUUGGUGACCAGAUGAACAAAGGAGAUAGCUAUCAGCCAGUAGUGGAUUAUAUAGAUGCACAAUUUGAAGCCUAUCUCCAGGAAGAACUGAAAAUUAUACGUUCUUUAUUUAGCUACCAUGAUACUCGCAUCCAUGUUUGCCUCUAUUUCAUCUCACCUACAGGCCGUUCCCUAAAAACCCUAGAUUUGUUAACCAUGAGAAGCCUAGACAGUAAGGUGAACAUUAUACCAGUUAUAGGCAAAGCAGACAGCAUUUCUAAAACUGAGCUUCAGGAGUUCAAGAGCAAAAUAAUGAGUGAAUUAGUUAGUAAUGGCAUCCAGAUAUACCAGUUUCCAACAGAUGAUGAAACUGUUUCUGAAAUUAAUACCAUCACGAAUGGUAAUUUGCCUUUCGCUGUAGUAGGAAGUACGGAAAAGGUGAAUAUUGGAAACAAAAUGGUGAGAGCUCGUCAGUACCCUUGGGGCAUUGUAAAAGUGGAAAAUGAGAGCCACUGUGACACUGUAAAGCUUCGCAAGAUGCUUUGCACAAAUAUGGAAGAUUUAAGAGAGAAGACUCAUGCACAACACUAUGAGUUGUACAGACGCUGCAGACUGGAAGAGAUGGGUUUCCGAGACAUUGGCCCCGAGACCAAACCAGUCAGGCUUCCAUGCUUUCAGUCUUAUGCAGACAGAGAAACUGUAUGUCACAGCUAUGCUUCUUCAGAAAGUCUACAGGAAGCCUAUGAGGCAAAGAGGCAUAAGUUCUACCUUGAACUGCAAAGAAAAGAGGAGGAGAUUAAAAAACGAUUUGUGCAGAGAGUGAAGGAGAAAGCAGCAAUGUUGAAAGAGGCAGAGCAAAAGGUGCAGACUAAGUUUGAAUGUCUUAUGCUAAUGCAUCAAGAAGAGGAACUGAAAUUAGACGAAAAGAAAAAAGUUCUAGAAGAUGAAAUAGCUGAGUUUAUUGAGAAGAAAGCUACGGCUGAAUUGCUUCAAUCACAAGCACCCAUCUCUACCCCUAUUGUUAAUUUGAAGAGACAAGGACUGCAGAAAAACCAAGAUUUUCAACUUGAACUCCAAUGCUUUGAUGUCAGAGAUGAAGGAACUAUGAACGUUCAAGAACAGAGCAAGAGGGAAAGUGAGGAGGAGGAGUUAGAGAGAGAAAUUCACCCAGGGAAUUCCAGAAAUAGUAUUUGAUUGCAGCACUCAACACUUUGAAUGUAGGGUAUGUUAGUAGUUUUAUAAAGUGGUCUGACUGCUGUUGUCCCAUAAUAUUAGAUGUGUCUUCCUAAUGCAGAUUUUUUAGAGAAGAGAUUGAUAAAAUUGGCUGUGAAAAUACAAGGAGUGCAGAAUAUGACACGAUAAAGAUUUCACUUCCUUCUCUUCCACCUGCUUGUUUUUUUCUCCACUCCCAAAAGAAAACCUUGAAUAGAUUGUGGAAUUUCGGAAAUAUAUUCAAAAGUAGGCUCCAGAAUAACAUGCCCAACUUCUUCAUAUAUAAAAAUAGAAUUAAAUGCUCAUAUAAUAAAUUAAACUGAUUUAAAUGGUUUUUUUCUUCCAAACCCAGAAGUCAAUUAAUUUAUUAAUUUCUUUUCCUGAUAGGUUACAAAUUUACUGCAGAUAACAUUUUGUUAAUUAGUAACUUACUGCAGUUGAAAGCAGAUUUUUUUGCUUCUGAAUUUAUUAAUAACUGCUAGAUUAUGAAGAACUUUCGAAGCUAGAUUGGUGCACAUAUUUCCACAAAUAUGUGACAUUUUUGUGGUCUAUGAUAGGAACCUGCUUAUGUUUUUGCCAAAAUUUAUUGCAUUUCAUCUACUGUUACUGAAUUCAUUUUCCAAGACUCCUUUUUUUCUGGAUUUACAUAUGAAAGUGGAAUUCUUGGUAACAGAGGUCAUUAUCUGCACUACUAUGAGUAACUCUCAACUUCAGAAAAUUUUUUAUUUGUUUUCUCUGGUUUAGUUUUAUUUCUUCAGAGUAAGUUAAGUUUAUGUGCUCGCUCUAGUUUUUUAGUUCCAGCUUUCCAUAGUACUGAUGACAGAAGACACAGUAUUGAUAAUUUCUCUUGAGGAAGCAGUGAUUCAUGGUGCGCUUUUGAAGGUAUAGCAGUUUCAGUUUCUUACUAAAGGAAGAUAUCUCUUGUUGCUGCAUGCUGCAAAACAAGAAUUUUUAUGCAUGAUCUGUACACAUACAACGAGGUGAUUACUGUCAUCACCAUUGCAGACUUGCUGUUGCGAGUCUGCCUUGAUAUGUGUUUGCCUUAUGUACGUGUGGCCAGCUUGCUUUCAUUUAAAAUGCAUUAUGCCACAGACAGCUCCAUUUGGCCUAUGAAUGAUGUAAUACAAAAGUAUUCAGUGAAUAUAUCCACCACAACCUUUCUAAAGAGUUUUUUUCAAAUGGUAGGGUUUAGUAGUCUACUAAGUAUUAUUUAAUACAACUGUUGACACACUUGAACCAUUUACUGAUUUUUCUGACAGAUUUUUGUUUAUAGGCUUUUAUGUACAUGCAGUGUUCUAGAUUUCAGGUACGGUCUUUCUAAUGAAAAUUUAUUGGAAUAUUUUUGCAGUGCUGUACUUUACUGAUGAUAGUUUAUCUGACAUUAAUUUAAUAUGGAAAGUACCUGUAACUUUUUGAUGCUUAUUGGUGUUCAGUUACAGCUGAAGUUUUACAAAAACUAUUAACUAUGAGAGCUGCAGGUUAAAACAAGUUUUAAAUGCUUUGUAUGUUUUCAGUAGCCAUGAUAACUAAUGGGAAACUAUGAGGUACAGUUCUCUGAAGUUCUUUUGUGCAACUGUUUAACAGUGAAAUGCUAACCUGACAAAAAUAAAAUAGGUUGGUUUUGCUUAAGAGUUACUCUUGUUCUGCUUUCUGUCCCUCAUGUGUUAAUAAAAAGGAAUAAGAUUUCA